Molecule: messenger RNA, 1692 nt
Organism: Beauveria bassiana ARSEF 2860
Lineage: Eukaryota; Fungi; Ascomycota; Sordariomycetes; Hypocreales; Cordycipitaceae
Exons: 1
Coding region: 1-1692 (563 amino acids)
Source: RefSeq, a predicted model, not a curated record
AUGACGAGGCAAUCUUCCGACGCCUUUCUUCCCUCGGGCGGCUUUGAUCCUGACGCCCUCCUCUCAACCUCAUUUCCGUCCGCCAGCCAGCCCGAGUCCUCCACCUACAACUUGCAACCAAUCCACGAAUACCACACACGUACCUCUUCGGCUGCCGUUGCGCCCCCCGGCAUCGCUCCCUCUGCGCCACACUUCAACUAUGCGUCCUCCUACAUACCUCUCUCCUCCUCCCUCGACCCCUCCCUCCGUCGCGAUAGCAGCCUCUCGCCCACCGAUAUUGGCGUCGCCAGGGCGCCCGGACCCCCAAUGCCGCCGCCUCCUCCUGCCGGCAAUCUGCCCCGCGAUGCUCUCUCGUCCAGCUUGGGCAUUGCCACGUCGCUCUUCCGCUCUGUCUCUGCAGAUGCUGCCGCGCCGCAGCAGACGUCGCUGCAUCUCGUGCAGCGUCUCGCCCAACAAAACUCGCUCAUCCGCGAUGCCUGGGAGGCCGAGCGCAAAUACCUCGAGGCGAAUCGUAAACGCGCCGAAGAGGUCUACCAGGAGGAGCGCACUAUCAUGGAUGAUAUGCGCCAGUCAUGGUUCACGGAAAAGGCGGCCAUGCAACGCGAGCUGCAUGCAUUGCGCGACCGUGUUCAGCAUCUCGAGAACGAGAAUGUCGGCCUCAAGUCAAUGUCCUCGCCACUCAGCCAAUUAAGCGGCCUGGUCUCGCCUGCCGCCGGUGCCAAGCUGCAUGUCGACUUGCUUCCGCCUGGUUUGCAGGGUGCCUCGCGCCGACCACACUUUCUCAGCAGCAACACGUCGCGCGCUUCUCCGACAGGCAAUCCCGAGCAGCCCGCGACCUUGCCUCUCGAUCCACGUACCCAGCCCGAGACAUCGUCUGCUCGGGAUUUUCUUGCCUUCCGCAACAAGUCGAGCGACGCACCAAUUCCUGUCAUUGACGUCCACGAGAUUGACCCCAAGCUGGACGGCAUCUUCAUCAAGGCCAACGCAGUCCGCGACACUUUUACACAGUCUUCUGUCAAGUCUUCUGUUAGGUCUUCGCCCGCAACGUCGCCACCCGCGGAUCAGAAUUCCACGGAUCUGGAGGGUGCCCCCAACCGACGAUCCUCGCACAAGGCUCAGACGAUGCAAGCACUCGCAGCCGGUGAGCUGCGUCGCAGAACGAUGCAUGCCGGACACACGCCCAACCACUCAUUAUCGCUUUUUCCCACCAUGACGACACUCGACGGCAGUAUGACGGCUGGUCAGAGCGAGGCAACAACGCCCACGGCAGUUGACAAGGCUGUCAAAGAAGACAUCCAUGAGGCCGAACCCGCUCCGGAGCCAGAGCCCGUAGACCCUGUUUCAGAGGAGGCUAAGCCACAUGAAGAUGUUUUGGUCGACGAUGUCGACGAGACGCAGCUUCAGCCUCGCUGUGAGCCCAAGGAUGAUAUCCCGCUCAAAGGCCCGCUCAUGGUGAAGAAUAUUCCCGCGCAGGACGAGAUUUUCUGGGCCCGCGUCAAUCAGAAGCUCGAGGGCAUCAGCCAUAGCGAGGAGGAGGCCCUACCCACCGUCAUCAAGUCACAGCUGGCGGACGACGGCAAACCAAAACUGAAUGGCUCUGACAUCCCCGUGGAUGUUAAGCCGCUCGAUGUGGACGUUCCGCUCAAGCUUCGCACAACGACCAACUUUGGCGCUCCGUUUGGCGUGGCAUAG